AUGGUGAAUUGUGCAUGUGGCUUUCCUUGUACGAAACGACAUUCCUGGACUCAUGAAAAUCCGGGAAGAAGGUUCGAGGCUUGCAAAAAGUACAACCACGACACUGGAGAACGAGGUUGCAACACGUUCAAAUGGCUGGAUGAGGAGCAGACGGAGUGGCAGCGUGAAAUGAUUAAUGUUCUACUAGCUGAGAGGCAUAGGUUGGAAACCAAGUUGACUAUUGUCAAGGCUAGGCUUGCUUGCCUAGAAGAUCAUAACAAUCUUCAAAGGGGAAUGCAAAGAGGCUUUGUACCAGAAAUGGAAAAGGGGGGUUUAAGCAAGUUGGCAUAUGUGUUGUUGUUUCUGUGA
Messenger RNA from Chenopodium quinoa (quinoa), 348 nucleotides. RefSeq lists its product as uncharacterized. The record is from RefSeq and is a predicted model, not a curated record. Gene Ontology annotation, molecular function: zinc ion binding. The transcript has a single exon. NCBI's taxonomy places the organism in Eukaryota, Viridiplantae, Streptophyta, Magnoliopsida, Caryophyllales, Amaranthaceae. Bases 1 to 348 code for a protein of 115 amino acids.